Molecule: messenger RNA, 1184 nt
Organism: Symbiodinium pilosum
Lineage: Eukaryota; Dinophyceae; Suessiales; Symbiodiniaceae
Source: the annotation of a GenBank genome assembly
AUGGGUCGCAACGGCCACCGACGGGUUGCUAGCAUCAUCAAGGAGAGCCGGGAGGAACCGGAGGAGGGACCACAGGAUGCUUUGAAAGAGGUUCCAACCCCGCUACGAGGAGGGCGAAGCGGUGUCAAAACUCCGGUAAAUGCACUGGAAGAAGUUAUGCGGCGGCGAGGUGUGGAUGAGGCUUGGGAUGCCCUUGAGCAGAUGCAUGCCGAUGGCAAGACAACGGACAAGUACACUGUCUCCAGGAUGUUGAUGAAGACCGUAGGUGAUGGGCAAGCCCAUUUGGAUCCAACGAGAGCGUACAGGGGAAUCGCGCUUGUCGAGCGAUUCAUUGAGAUGCAACCGGAGGAUGUCGAUGAGGUCUUGUUCAAUGCCCUGCUGGACACAUGCUGCCGACUCAAGGACUUGAAAAGGCUUGAAAGCUGCGUGACAUGGAUGCGGCAGCUAAAGGUCAGGCCCUCGCCCAUAACGCUGGGCAUCCUGGUGAAGACGUAUGGGCAAGCUGGUGACUUGGACAAGGUCCUGGCAGCUUGGGAUGAAAUGGAGGAACAGCGAGGCCAGGCCAACUCGGUCACAUAUGGAUGCAUGUUGGACGCAUGCGUGAAGUGCGGCAACCUGCAGAAGGCAGUCGAGGUGUUCAAGGGUAUGCGUGCCACGGGAAAGCACCGCAACACAAUCUUGUACACCACGAUGAUCAAAGGCUAUGGUUUGCAUAAAGACUUGGAUAAUGCCCUCGAGCUCUUUCAUGAGAUGCGCGGUGAAGGGGUUCCCUACAACACGAUCACCUACAACUCGAUCCUGGAAGCCUGCGUCAAGUGCGGUGACAUCAUCUCUGCUGAGAACAUCCUGGAGCAAAUGGUGCAGACAGAGGUAGACAUUGAGCCAGACCUCAUCAGCUACUCCACGGUCUUGAAAGGCUAUUGCCAAAACGGUGAGCUGCUCAAGGCACUGUGCAUGUUCGAUGACAUGAAGGAACGCUGCCUUCGAUGCGACGAACUGGUUUACAACACCCUCAUGGAAGGCUGCGUUAAGUCCGAUGACUGGAAAGCAGGCUGCGGCAUUUUCGCUGAGAUGGUGGAAUGUGGUCUCAGACCAUCCGCCAUCACAGCUAGCAUCCUGUCAAGGCUUUUCCAACGCGUCGGCCAUGAAGACGCAGAUGAGCGAGUCACACUCCUCUUUGCAGC